AUGAGCGACGAAAAGCACAACUACGUCCGCGAGCCCUCGCCGCCCCCCAUCCCCACAUAUGACGAGGCCACCUCGUCGCGCAAUGCGCCGGCACGCCUAGGACCAAACGAGAUCAGCGACGACGCCGAGCGGCAGGGUCUCCUAACCCCAGAUGUUCGCACACAGUCCGACUCACGGAGACGCAAUGGAUACUACCAGCCGCCUUCGGUCCAGUCGGUCGACGAUGGCGACUCGGACCUGGGCAGCCCGGUGCGGGAGAGCCAGGACGAGGCCCUGCGCCAGACUAUGGAGGAGAUGGAGAUAUUAGACCCGGAAUCCGCAGAGGAAGGAAGAUCGAGGAGGAACCGAACGCGAAAUCGCUUUUCCAAGCGUUUCAACAGCAUACGGCACUCGCUGUCGAAUUGGAAUCUACCCCGGAUACCAUGGCCGACAUGGCGUCCCAACUUCAGUGCCGUCACUGAUCAUAUGCCUACUAUAUCCGAGGAAUAUAGGCCGGGCUGGGCUAUGUUUGCGCGUCUGCUCGGCCUCUUUGUCAUUGUUAUACUCGUGUACUUCCUGGUUGCCAGUGAGGUGGUGCCCAUGGGCGGCGGCUUCGGCACACCCUUUAAUCCAGAGUGGAUACGCCAAACGGCCGUCGAGGGCGUCGAGAGCUGGCGAAUUGAAAAGAAUCUCGAAUACAUUACGAGCUACGAUCACAUUGGCGGCACAGAGGGAAGUUAUGUGCUGGGACAGUGGAUCGAGGGAAAAUUCAAGGACGCGAACAUGGACACUUUUACACAUGACGAAUACUUUGUUUAUAUGAACUACGCAAAGAAAGAUGGCCGAAAAGUUGCCAUUGUCGAUCCACCCGAUAAGGCUUGGGAAGCAAAACUCGAAGAGCCGUCCGUUUUCAACCCACCGAAAGCCCAGACGCCUGCCUACCACGCAAUGUCGGCGUCUGGAAAUGCUACUGGACCUCUGAUUUACGUCAACUACUGCCACAAGAAGGACUUUAAGCGGUUAUGGGACAGUGGCAUUGAUGCGCAAGGUGCAAUUGUGCUCUGCCGAUACUACGGAACGCAGCCAGAUUUGGCCAUGAAACUAAAGUCUGCGCAGGAUGCGGGCGUAGCUGGUGUUCUGGUGUACUCCGAUCCGGCAGACGACGGAUUCAAAAACGGCAACCCCUGGCCUGACGGCAAGUGGCGACCUGGUGAGAGCGUACAGCGAGGCUCAGUUGCCCAGACCAACAUGAUUAUGGGAGACAUACUCACACCUGGAAAGCCGAGUUUGAAGAAAAUGGAGCGCAUGUCCCGGGACAAGAACCUAGCAGUGCCAAAGAUUCCUAGUCUACCCCUGUCGUGGAAGGAUGCGCAGAAACUACUUCAGUCACUCAACGGCGUUGGUGAAGAACUUCCGGAUGAAUGGGUCGGUGGUGUGCCAGAUAUUGGCGAUAAGUGGUACUCUGGCCAUCCGGAAAAGUCACCCAAGGUUUAUAUCCAAAACAAUCAGGAUGAAGUGGAGCAACAGCGUAUUACAAACGUUUUUGGAUCCCUCAAGGGUACAGAGGACCCAGGCCGGAAGAUCAUCAUCGGAAACCACCGAGAUUCAUGGUGUUUUGGUGCAGCCGACCCUGGCUCUGGUACAGCAGUCAUGCUUGAAGUUGUACGCGUACUCGGCGAGCUUCGUGCUCAGGGCUGGCGACCUCUGCGUACUAUCGAGUUUGCAUCCUGGGACGCUGGCGAGUACAACCGCAUCGGAUCCACCGAGCACGUUGAAGCCAACGUCGACGCCCUCCGCGAUGGCGCCAUCGCCUACCUCAACCUCGACGUUGGCGUGACCGGCUCCAAACUCUGGGCCAACGGCUCCCCCAUCUUCCAACACGCCUGGACACGCAUCCUCGACCGCCUCUCGGACCCGCACGAGAACAAAACCCUCCGCGAACUCUGGGACGCCUCCAACAGCAAAAUCGGCAACCUCGGCGCAGCCAGCGACUACGUCGCCUUCCAAAACAUUGCCGGCACCUCCUCCCUCGACUUUGGCUUAUCUGCCUCUACCACCCCGAAAGACGGACCUGCCCACCCACUAUCCCACAGCUGCUUCGAAACCCUCUCAUGGAUGCGCAAAUACAUCGACCCUUCCUUCUCCUACCACACCCUCCUCACCCAACUCACCUUACUCCUCAUCCUCGAACUCGCCCAAGAACCCAUUCUCCCCCUCAAACUCGACGACUUUGCCUCUGCCCUUCAGGAACAGGGCCAAUCCCUCCUCGACUGGACCGAGAAAAUCAGCGGUGGCGCCGAUUACGAUAUUGCUAUCUUCCAGCCGUUGGUCGAUGCGCUCAGCAUGUUUAAGAAGAGGACAGAGGCGUUUGGCGCGUGGGAGCAGAGCUGGUAUAAUCAGGUUUAUGCAACGGGGGGGUUUGAAGCUAGUGGCGUGACGAUGCAGCGUGUGAGGCAUAACGCUAAGAUUGGGGGUUUGGAGAGUGAUUUUUUGGAUUUGCCUCGUGGGAAGGAGGAUAAGGGGGCUUAUGGUUUGCCGAAUCGCGAUCAGUUCAAACAUGUACUUUUCGCCCCUGACCUGGAAAAUGGGCUCGAGGCUAGUGUUUUUCCCUACGCCAGAGAGGCGAUUGCGAGUAAGGAUUGGAAGAGGGCGGCUGAGGCGAUUCAGAUGACGGCUGAUGUGUUGAAUCGUGCGGGAGAGAGGCUGGGGCAGUGA
Molecule: messenger RNA, 2694 nt
Organism: Bipolaris victoriae FI3
Lineage: Eukaryota; Fungi; Ascomycota; Dothideomycetes; Pleosporales; Pleosporaceae
Exons: 3
Coding region: 1-2694 (897 amino acids)
Molecular function (GO): carboxypeptidase activity
Source: RefSeq, a predicted model, not a curated record